AAAGAUUCUAGAACUCAACAAGAGAAACUUGCUUAUUGGUCCGUGUUGCUGGUUCCUUUGUCAAAUCUCAAACUUCCUUCCUUCCCCCUCAAAAUCCAAUUUUGAUUUCUCGUUUAUCGACUCUCUGUCAAUCCCAUCACACACCAUGAAUUUAGGGUUUCAAACUCUGUCUGUAUAGUAUUUUUACCAUUUUUCAUUGCUGCAAAAAAAAAAAAAAAAUGAGAUCGGAAAUGGUGACUCUGAUACUGGUGAACCUCGCCGGAAUCAUGGAAAAAGCCGACGAGUCUCUCCUUCCGGCGGUCUACAGGGAGGUUGGGUCGGCUCUCCACUCCGACCCGACCGGUCUCGGAUCCCUCACCCUCUUCCGCUCCAUUGUUCAGUCCUCUUGUUACCCUCUCGCCGCCUACCUCGCCGUCCGCCACAACCGCGUCCACGUCAUAGCCUACGGUGCCUUCCUCUGGGCCGCCGCCACCUUCCUCGUCGCCUUUUCCUCCAGCUACUUCGAGGUGGCAGUAUCAAGAGCUUUGAAUGGGAUUGGCCUCGCAAUAGUUGCACCAGCGAUUCAGUCCCUUGUAGCUGAUUCAACAGAUGACAACCAUCGUGGUACGGCUUUUGGAUGGCUACAAUUAACCAGCAACCUUGGAUCAGUUAUCGGUGGACUCUUUUCUUUGUUGAUAGCUCCAAUGACAUUCAUGGGAAUUCCCGGUUGGAGACUAGCCUUUCAUCUUGUUGGUAUAAUCAGUGUCAUUGUGGGUAUAUUAGUUCGCAUUUUUGCCAAUGAUCCACACUUUCCAGAUGGUGAUGCUAAGCUUACCAAUCAAAUUCCAAGUAAACCCUUCUGGUCAGAAGUGAAAGACCUGUUUCAGGAAGCCAAGUCAGUUGUGAAGCUCCAAUCCUUUCAGAUUAUUGUGGCUCAGGGUGUCACUGGUUCGUUUCCCUGGUCAGCUUUGUCAUUUGCCCCCAUGUGGUUGGAACUUACUGGCUUCACCCAUGAGAACACUGCGUUCCUGAUAGGUAUGUUUGUGAUCGCUAGUUCACUUGGGGCACUGUUUGGAGGUAGGAUGGGGGAUAAGCUAUCCAAGCACCUCCCAAAUUCUGGCAGGAUUAUUUUGGCACAGAUAAGCUCAGCAUCAGCCAUUCCUCUGGCAGCAAUACUACUACUAGGUUUACCAAACAAUGCCUCCACAAUGUUAAUGCAUGGCUUGAUCUUGUUCAUUACUGGGUUCUGCAUAUCUUGGAAUGCUCCGGCUACAAACAAUCCAAUUUUUGCAGAGAUUGUCCCCGAGAAAUCCCGAACAAGUAUAUAUGCUUUGGAUAGAUCCUUCGAGUCUGUACUAUCGUCAUUUGCUCCCCCUAUAGUUGGGAUACUGGCUCAGCAUGUUUUCGGCUAUGAACCCCUUCCUGAAGGGUCCAAAGAUAUUGCAACAGAUAGAGCGAAUGCUGCUUCACUUGGCAAGGCACUAUAUGCAGCAAUAGGAGUUCCGAUGGCACUGUGUUGCCUCAUCUAUUCUUUUCUCUACCACACCUACCCAAGAGACAGGGACCGUGCUCGGAUGGAGGUUUUAAUAGAAUCAGAGAUGGAACUGCUGGAGGCGGAAGUUCAGUUCUCUGAAUCAAAAGAGCUUUAUACAGACAAACAAAGCAUUGUUGAAAUGGGUUAUGAAGGUAGACAAAGUCUUGAUUUUGAAGAUAGUGAUGAGAAGAUGUUACUUUACCGACAGUUGACAUUCUCCAAUUUAGGUGAUAGCCUCUCGGACAAGUUUGCCUGAUCUAUCCGUCAACAUAGGAAAUUGUUGUUGUUUUUAGUUAGUAUAAAUCAUGCUGGAAAAUUAUAUUUUGUGAUGAAAGAGGCAAAUUUUGGAAGGCGUGAAAAUGCUUGAAGAUUUGCACAAACCAGAUAUGCCUCUCAGACAAGUUCGCCUGAUCUAUCUCUCAACAUAGGAAAUUGUUGUUGUUUUUAGUUAAUAUAAAUCAUCGAAAAUUAUAUUUUGUGAUGAAAGAGGCAAAAUUUGGAAGGCAUGAAAAUGCUUGAAGAUUUGCACGAACCAGAUAUCCAUCUUCUGUUGUUCGGCGACUGGGAGGUUGCCCAGGCACGGAAAUGUAGUCAAAGAACUGAUUGAAGGGUGUUAGAUUUUUUUGAGCUAGUUUUGGUUAUUUUGUUGCCAGUUGUAUUGUAAUUUAGUAUAUCAUGAGACCCUUCAAUCUUUUGUAAAACACACAAGUUUGUAAAUUUUGAAGUUCACACAUUAUUCUUUUUACCAUUA
Camellia sinensis is the source of this 2264-nucleotide messenger RNA. RefSeq lists its product as uncharacterized. Gene Ontology annotation, cellular component: membrane. Gene Ontology annotation, molecular function: transmembrane transporter activity. NCBI's taxonomy places the organism in Eukaryota, Viridiplantae, Streptophyta, Magnoliopsida, Ericales, Theaceae. The record is from RefSeq and is a predicted model, not a curated record. Gene Ontology annotation, biological process: transmembrane transport.